AUGAACUUUCCAUUCUUAGAUCUUUGUCAAAGAGAUGUCGGAUUUGCUAAGUUUGUGAAAGACACAUUUAUGAAGAAAAGGUCUAUUCAACAUGAGACAGUGAAUUUAACUCAUCAUGUGAGUUCAAUUAUUGCUUUCACCACAGUUCAGAAGAAGGGAGAUCCAGGGGCGUUUAGUAUUCUGUGCAAUAUUGGGCUUCAUGCAUUUUCCCGUGCUCUGUGUGAUAAUGGGGCAAGUAUCAACUUGAUGCCCUUUGCUAUUUUCAAACAAUCUAGAUUGGGGACUCCUAGACCGGCUUCUAUGCGAUUACAGAUGGCAGACAGAUCUAUUAAGAAGCCAAUUGGGGUUGUAGAUGACGUGUUGGUGCAAGUGGGUAAGUUCAUGUUGCCUGCUGAUUUCAUGAUUCUGGAUUGUACGGUGGAUAAAGAUAUUCCCAUCAUCUUAGGAAUACCGUUCCUUGCUACGGGAAGAGCGCUUAUGGACUCUGAAAAGAAUGAAAUUAAGUUCCGAGUGAAUGAUAAAGAAGUGACUUUCCAAGAAAGCAAUGGGAUGAAGUUUCCAAGCGCUUAUGAGAGUAUUUCGAUUAUUGGUUCGUUUGAUGGGAUUGACGAUGCUGUCAAAUAUAAAAUGGAAGAAGAAAGUCUGGGAGAAGCCCUAAGUACUGCCGGUUACGAUAAACUUUGA
Lycium ferocissimum is the source of this 684-nucleotide messenger RNA. RefSeq lists its product as uncharacterized. NCBI's taxonomy places the organism in Eukaryota, Viridiplantae, Streptophyta, Magnoliopsida, Solanales, Solanaceae. Bases 1 to 684 code for a protein of 227 amino acids. The transcript has a single exon. The record is from RefSeq and is a predicted model, not a curated record.